Molecule: messenger RNA, 3672 nt
Organism: Sinocyclocheilus anshuiensis
Lineage: Eukaryota; Metazoa; Chordata; Actinopteri; Cypriniformes; Cyprinidae
Gene: dhx35
Product: DEAH-box helicase 35
Exons: 21
Coding region: 109-2208 (699 amino acids)
Cellular component (GO): catalytic step 2 spliceosome; intracellular anatomical structure
Molecular function (GO): RNA binding; ATP binding; helicase activity
Source: RefSeq, a predicted model, not a curated record
GUUUACCGUGACCAGAUGAUACAGUCUAUGGACAGGACGCGUGUAACUAUGCGACAGACGCAACUGUAUGACGUUUACGCGUCACGACGGUCGACAACGUAGUGCAUCAUGGCGGCGCCCCACUCCACCAUGAAAUUCUGGAAACCCGGCUCAGAGGCUCCAGGUGUGUGUGAGGAGAGAGAUCUGUGCACUGACACCGCCAGCUCCCCCAUCAUCUAUAACCCACACACGGCGCUCUCCAUAGAGAAACAGAGGCAGAGGCUGCCCGUCUUCAAGCACAGAAACAACAUCCUUUAUCUGGUGGAGAGUUUCCAGACUGUGGUGAUUGUUGGAGAAACAGGAUCUGGAAAAAGCACACAAAUCCCACAGUAUCUGCUGGAGGCGGGAUGGGCGGCGGACGGGAAGGUGAUCGGCGUGACUCAGCCGCGGCGAGUGGCUGCCACAUCUGUGGCCGGUCGCGUGGCGGAGGAGCGGGGGGCGUAUCUGGGGCAUGAGGUGGGCUACAGCAUCCGCUUCGAUGACUGCUCUGACCCGCACGCCACACGCAUUAAGUUUCUGACGGACGGGAUGUUAGUUCGGGAGAUGAUGUCUGACCCGCUGUUGAAGAAGUACAGUGUGAUAAUGCUGGAUGAAGCUCACGAGCGAACACUUUACACUGACAUCACCAUUGGCCUCCUGAAGAAGAUUCAGAAGAAGCGCAGAGACCUGCGUUUGAUCGUAGCUUCAGCCACUUUGGAUGCCAAGAAAUUCCACGAUUUCUUCGACCUAAAUGAGUCUGGAGACCCAAAUAAAGACACCUGUGCGAUUCUGACGGUGGAGGGCCGAACUUUCCCGGUGGAUAUUUUCUACACUGUCAGUCCUGUGCCAGACUAUGUGAAGGCUACGGUGGAAACCGUGAUGAAGAUCCACGAGACGGAGGAUGAUGGAGAUGUGCUGGCCUUUCUCACAGGACAGGAGGAGGUGGAGAAGGUGGUGUCUAUGCUCCAGGAACAGGCCCGGACUUUGUCCCGUUACGGGAUGAAGAAGCACCUGUGUGUGCUGCCCAUGUAUGCGGGCCUGCCCUAUAAUGAGCAGAUGAGAGUGUUCGAGAGGAUGUCCCCUACUGUCAGAAAGGUGGUGGUCGCCACCAAUAUAGCCGAGACGUCCAUCACCAUUAACGGCGUGGUGUUUGUGAUCGACUGUGCGUUUGUGAAGCUGAGGGCAUAUAAUCCACGCACGGCGAUAGAGUCACUGAUCAUUACGCCCAUCUCUAAAGCCUCCGCCUGUCAGAGAGCCGGGAGAGCCGGGAGAAACCGCGCAGGGAAGUGUUUCCGGCUCUACACAGAGGAGGACUUUGAGAAGUUGCCCGAGUCAACGGUUCCUGAGAUGCAGCGCUCGAAUCUGGCUCCGGUCAUCCUGCAGCUCAAAGCUCUGGGCAUCGACAAUGUGCUGCGAUUCAGCUUCCUGUCUCCUCCUCCUGCUCAGUCCAUGGUCCAGGCCCUGGAGCUGCUCUACGCUCUCGGAGGUCUGGAUCAGUACGGCCGUCUCACUGACCCCAUGGGGGUGCGAAUGGCCGAGUUUCCCCUCAGCCCCAUGUUUGCCAAGAUGCUGCUGGAAUCAGGAAACUUCGGCUGCUCUAAGGAGAUCGUCACUAUAGCAGCCAUGAUGCAAAUACAGAACAUUUUUGUAGCGCCGCACAACCAGAAGAAAUCAGCUGCGCGGGAGCGCAGGAAGUUCGCUGUGGCCGAGGGCGAUCAUCUCACCAUGCUGAAUGUUUACGAGGCUUUCAUAAAGCAUCAGAAGAGCUCGCAGUGGUGUCAGGAUCAUUUCCUCAACUACAAAGGGCUCCUCCGGGCCGUGGCUGUGCGCGAGCAGCUGCGAUACCUCCUCAACAAGUUCAAGGUGCCUCGGACCUCCAGUGAAGGUGAUCCGGAUGUGAUUCUCAGAUGUAUUGUGUCUGGUUUUUUUGCAAAUGCCGCCCGAAUGCAUCACUCCGGCUCCUACAGGACUCUCCGUGAUGACAGGGAACUGUUCAUUCACCCUGAUUCGGUGCUGUAUGGAGAAAAGCCCCCAAAAUGGGUGGUCUUCAACGAGGUGGUUCAGACCAGCAAGUACUACAUGCGUGACGUGACGGCGGUCGAGUCCUCCUGGCUGGUGGAGCUGGCGCCUCACUUCUAUAAACAGGCCAAGCACGGGUCUCUGAACAGCAAGCGGGCCAAAGUCUUCUGAGCUCAGCUACAUCCACACUUCCAGGUUUUUGCUGAACAGCUGGCCAUAGAUAGAGGAAGAUCUUAAGGAACCGCUCCUCUAAAACUAAAGGAACUAUUAAGUACACACAUGCACACUUUAGUGUUUAUUGCAGCUGGAAGGCAAAAGGAACAGUGUGGUAUUUUGUAUAUACAAAUGUAUGUGAUACAUUUAUGCGGUCAUGGUCAUCUUUGUAUUAUUUAACAGCCAUUGGAAUAACUUGACUGUGAUUUUGUUGUUUACUGUUUGAGAGUGAGAGAAUGACUGGAUGGAUGGAUGGAUAGAUAUUGAUGAUUUACAGCUUUACAACAUCGCACGAAGCCCUACCCUCAACAGUAACCAUAAUAUUACUAUAAUAAGCUACUUUGUACCAGUUAUUUCAAACCCUCAUGGGAGAAAUACUGUGUAGCUCAAACGUAGUGGCCUUUUAACCAUUAUGUGCCAAAUAUUAUAAAUCCGUAGAACAUUUCCUGAUGUAUGUGGAAUGUGAAAUGAAUUGUAGUUACACUGUCAGCAUGAGACAAAAAAGUGCCAUUUUUUAAUAUUAUAUAUAUAUAGGUCCCCAUAAAGUAGCCUUGUUAUGCACCUCUGGCCUAAAAACUGUGUUAUUAGGUGUAAUUAUUCAUUUCAUAGUGUAGUGUAAGAUCUCAUUUAGGAAAGAUCAGCCAUGACUUGUUCAGUGUGGUGAGUGAAUAGCACAGCGAAUGAGACGCCUCAGGGAGGAGCUUCUUUCUUAUUAAAGUAAAUGGGGUGCUAACUGUGGAUAUGGCAACCCUUCUCAGGCCACGCCUCUUCUGGGCGUGGCGUUUAAUAGGAAGGCUGAGGUGCCAAUCAUGUGGGUGGAGGCGGAGCCUCUGUCAUAAUGUGAUGUUUUGACAACGUUUGUGAUGUUUUAGUUUUACUGUGACAUGUUGGUCCCUGCAUAGUUUAUUAUAUCCCAAAAAAUUUAAUUAAAAUCUACAUUCAAGGUUACUUCUGUAACAUUAUUACCAAAUGUCUUCAAGACAACACACAUGGUUAUAGAGUAUAUGUAGUCGGUAGCCUUGAGUAGUGUAGAUUUAGCUGCUGACAGAGUCCUGUGCAGUCUUAUUGAUAGCAGUUUAAACGUUCUUGCAUGUCUUUAAACAAUACAGAUCUCACGAAGUUUCACAGCAGUGCGGUUAUUUGUGGAGGAAAUCAAAUAAUCAUACCUUACUCUGACUCUGUCCAGAUGUGCUGCUCCAGAGCUCUGUGUGGCAGAGAGUCAAAUAAAGUCUGAUGUUCACUGUAAAAACACGUGUCGAGUCUCUACUGAGGUCUGUUUUACAUAGAAUAAAGAAGGAAACUGGAAAACUAUGCGGUUUGGAUUUGUAUAAAAGUGUCCAUGUGAUGCUGGUAAAUAUUAAAACUGCUUCAUGUUUUAGGACUUGACACUCAAAUACAGGCUACAAAUAAUAGCAAAGAUAU